CGCCACGCUUAAGCAGGCAAGCUAAGCUAGAGACGGCGGAGAAGACCAACGAUGGCUACCCCGCUGUGGGACGUCCUGGCCAAGGCCGCGAACCUGGCGCAGAUGUCUGGCCUGCACGCCGUCAUGCUGGUCGCCGUGGGCGCCGCCCUCCUCCGCAUCCCGCAGAGCAAGCGGGAGUGUGCCGAGCUCGAGCGCUGCGCCCGCAGGCUACAGGCGCUCCGGCAGUGGCCGGCGACAGGCUGCGGGGUCGCGCUGCCGUGCUCAGGCCCCCUCAGUGAGGCGCUCGGCGACGCGGCCGGCCUCGUCAACUCCUACAAGAAGAGCACGCUCUGGUACCGCGUCCGGAGGGGCAGGAGCAUGGCGCGCCAGCUCCGCGACAUGCAGGACGUCCUCAACUCCUACUACGGCCUCGUGCUUUUCCUCAACGCCCAUCUCCUCAUACUCCAGGCAACAGCUCAUCCAACUCUAGAUACUACUAUGAUCCAUGACCAAGAGGUCACUGACCAAUCACAAAGUCCAGGUGUACAAGCAUUGAGCAACUGCCCCACAGAUGGAGGAGCUCGUGACACUCAAACAGCCGAUGAUAAAUGCAACACUGACCCAGCCGGAUCUGAAGGAAUCGUGCCGGCUAUAGCGAUUUUACAUGCAUAGCUGUACAAGGAGGAGAUCAAUAGUUCCCACUAUAUAUGUAGAUUGGUAGACAUUUACCUUCCGAAAUAAUCCAUGUUUAAGGGUCGAUCUUUCGUAAAUCAAACUUCUCUAAGUUUGGCCAGCUAG
This is a messenger RNA of Lolium perenne, 777 nucleotides long. The record is from RefSeq and is a predicted model, not a curated record. NCBI's taxonomy places the organism in Eukaryota, Viridiplantae, Streptophyta, Magnoliopsida, Poales, Poaceae.